AUGACUCCGGUGGCGGCGGACGGCGCCAGGAAGAUAAACGGCGGCGUAAACGGAGGAAAGACCGACAGUGGCAGCGGCGGGAAGGACGUGAAGCAGAGGGCUAACUUUUACAUGAACAAGCUCUGGGACAGGGACACGGAGGCGAUGGCCGCGGCGGAGCUGGAAUCCAUGGCGAGGGUUCUCCCGGUCGAUUCCCUGCCAUCCUUCAUCUCCGCCAUCUCCGACACCCGAUCUUCAGACAAGGCCCCGCUCCGCCGUCACUGUCUCCGACUGCUCUCCCUCCUCUCCCGGACACACCCACCGGAGUCCCUCUCCCCCUUCCUUCCCCGCAUGGUCUCCUCCGUCCUGCGCCGCCUCCGUGACCCAGACUCCUCCGUCCGCACCGCCUGUGUCGACGCCGUCCGCGACAUGUCCUGCGGCGGCUCCGCCGCCUCCUUCUACCCCGUAUUUCUCAAGCCCUUGUCGGAGACCCUCCUGCUGGAACAGGACCAAAAUGCCCAGACGGGCUCCGCCAUGUGCCUCGCCGCCGCCAUCGAGGAGGCCUCCGCCGCCGCCGAUGGCCAUCUGACGGCGCAUUUCCACCGUCUGAUCCCCCGCCUGGUGAAGCUGGCGAGAACCGACGGGUACAAGUCCAAGCCCGCCCUGCUCUCCCUGCUCGGCAGCAUCGUGGCGGCCAAUGGGGCCUCCACGACGGCUCUGCUGGCCCUCCUCGUCCCCUGUCUCGCCGACGCCUUGCUCAGCGAGGAUUGGGCAGCAAGGAAGGCCGCCGCCGAGGCCUUGACCCAUGUGGCCGCGAUCCCCUCUCGCCACCUCCUCAUGGGCUUCAAAUCCUCCUACUUCUCCUUCUUCCAAGCCCGGAGAUUCGACAAGGUAUGCCAGUUUCCAAGUUCUUCCAGAUGGGUUUUCGUCGAUCGGAUGAAUCACCAUAGCCUGAAAGUCCCACAGGUGAAGAUCGUGAGGGACUCCAUGAACCUGAUGCUGGAGGCGUGGAAGGACGUUCCAGGUGCCCUAAAAGAGGACGAAGACCGCGGUCAGCGCACAUCUCAUGAUGCUCCAUCUUCUUCUUCAUCAGGUUCUCUGAUCUUCGUCGACUGCCCAAGGUUCUACUGAUCAAAUCCCAUCUACCUGCAGAGAAUGAGAGCGAUGGGCGACUCUCGGUCGGCCGGAGAAGCUCCACCGGCACCCGUUCCAGUUCUCCUUACACCUCGAGGAAGGAGAGUUCCCCGCUUAGCAGAUCGUCGCCAACAUAUUCCUCGCCCACUCCGGCUGCCCGGAAAAGGGCCUCCCCGAGAAGGGAGAAGAGAACGAGCUCUCCUUCGUUCUGUAGAUCCGAUACCGGGAGAUCCCCUCCCGACUGGAAGAUUGAAAUCGCCGUGCCACCCACUCCUCCUUCCGCGGUCAUGGGCAAGGAUGAGCCUCACAACACCCGAAUGACAGCAGAUGGGGUAGCCCAGGAGCAAGCUGGAAAUCAAGAAAGCACGACUGGCUCCAAGUUAGACGUUAGAAAGCUCCUGUUCGAGAAGAACUCCGAGCAGAGGGUCAACAAGGUCGGGCAUGUGAAGUCGGGGUCUCGGGUGGUUCCUUUCCAGGAGAAAGGAGACCAGGAGCAAGCGGUGGACAUUGAAGAGAUAGUCGACGAAGAUAAGGAUGGCGAUCUAUCUCUCAUCCGCAAGCAGCUGGUUCAGAUAGAGAAUCAGCAGACUAGCCUACUGGAUCUCGUUCAGGUAAUCCUCAUCCCCGUUCAGUCCCACACAGGGGUUACUUAACUUCUCUAGCACAAUGUUUAAUAAUGGAAGAAAUGGGCGUAAAAUAUUAAAUAUCUCUGGGAUGAAACUGAGAAAAGAAAUAUCAUGCCGAUUGAAUGCUCAUUUUAUCUGCUGAUUUCUGCAGAUGAAAUCUUUUCCGGUUUUGACCACCCUUUCCUCGCAGUAAUCAGCCCUCAGUAGCCGGAGUUUCUGAAACGGCAAGGAGAAAGAAAAGAAACGAGAGGAAGUAGAGAGGCAAAAGAGAAACUCAGGGUGGGGGGGGAGAAGCUGCAGAAAGGGAAGGCCAGAAUUCUAGAAGAGGAGGAAGAACAGUAAAAGAAAAAAAAACCAGAGUUACGGUAUUGAAAUUUGGAACUGUUUUACUCAACCAUUGAAGAGGGUCAUUCGAAAUAUUUUCAAGAAUAUAACUUGAUAAGACGAACCCACACCAGAAUCUAGUUGGGUCCUAGUAGAAAAAUUGAAAAUUCUGAAGAUUAUGUUCUGUUGAAUUGGGUUACAUUUGGGCAUCUUUGUGUGUGGUCUCAAGUGAGAGGUGAGGUCAUGUCCUCUUGGGUUGCAGCUUCCUCAUUUUGGUCCAUCACCAUGCUCGUAGAGGACUAUGGCGAUGCACAGAGAGUAAUUAUGGUGAUAGCACAUGGCUUACAUGUGUACAUAAUUCCCUUUGCCAAUGAUAUUAUAUGAUAAGUUUCUGUCUGCGUUAGCGAUUUUGAAUUGGGAAUUCUCAUUCCUUUUUAGUACCCUCCAUUCCUAAAAAUUAUCUUAUGGCAACAUUUUUUCCCCUCAUGAACACCUUGGUAGUAACUUCUUCUCAGAAAAAAUUUAUACGUAGAAGAAAAAUUCCAUGUUUAUGAGGUGGAAACAAUAAUUUUGGAAAUAAAAUAACACAGGGUUUUGGACUGUUGCUCAUUUUCCUUCCCUCCCAAUCUUCUUUAAGCCUCAUAACAUGGCACCCAUUCCUUGAAAAGAAAAUUUUCACUGGCAAUCCCAUAUUACUGAUUCUUAAAUGGAAAUAUCGAGUUAGGCUCCAAGCGGGCUGAGGAUUAUUUCUUGAAAGGAGUAGUAAUUUUGGAGCAUAGGUCUUCCAUGAUUCAUUCGACAAUGAAAAAUAAAUCAGCAAUACAAAAAUUGUUCAAAAAUUUAGCAGCCUACGUCCAUUUAUUUCCUCAGAGAGAUGGAGUGGAUAGCUGCAGCGGGGGGCAUGUCUUUGCUACUCUGCCAGCAGUUCCGUCAACCAGCAGUGCGGGUCUUACAAGAACAAGAUCGGGCUCAGAAGAAGCCCAAAAGUCCAAUCCGGGUCGGGCCCAUUUUUUCUUUGGAGCUUCUUUCUAGGCCCAAGUCUGUUGAUGAGAGCCCUUACAUCCUAAUUUCCUCUUGAGUGUUAGUGGGUUUCAAAAUAUUUGCAAAAUAGCUCCUUUCCCAUCAUCACAUUUCAAGGGCAAGAUAGCUUCACAAUAUGCAGGGGCUUGCUUGUUCUAGAGAUAUGACAUCUCUUGUGAUUCCAAUACUCUCUUUUGCUGUUUAAUUCCCUCAUGUCUCUCUCCUUUGCUUGUUCUAGAGGUUCAUCGGAAACUCACAGAAUGGCAUCCGCUCCCUGGAGUCAAGGGUCCAGGGCCUGGAGAUGGCCCUAGAUGAGAUCUCGCAGGACUUGGCUGUGUCGUCUGGGAGGCUACCCACUGCCAACCUUGGCACCCACUGUUGCAGGAUCCCUGUGGCUGAGUUCCUGAGCUCCAAGUUCUGGAGGAGGACCGAGAACAGAUACUCCUCUCAGCUCCUUGGCUCCACCAGCAAGGAUGGCCCAGAUCCUGGAAAAUGGGAGAAGCAGGGAUCAAAGUCAAAUGCUGGAACCCCGGUCAUCCCCUCAGUAGAGGCCAACUCCAGUUCCAUGGGGAGCUCGAAAGUCUCUUCGCACAGAUUGGUGAAGGGUCAACCGGCUAGAGACUACAGCUUGAGUGAUGAGACCUCGACGAAGACCAGUGUGGUUGAUGGGAUUAGCAGGUGA
Molecule: messenger RNA, 3765 nt
Organism: Spirodela intermedia
Lineage: Eukaryota; Viridiplantae; Streptophyta; Magnoliopsida; Alismatales; Araceae
Source: the annotation of a GenBank genome assembly